Anoplopoma fimbria (sablefish) is the source of this 1783-nucleotide messenger RNA. Its product is annotated as microphthalmia-associated transcription factor-like. Gene Ontology annotation, biological process: regulation of transcription by RNA polymerase II; melanocyte differentiation. The record is from RefSeq and is a predicted model, not a curated record. NCBI's taxonomy places the organism in Eukaryota, Metazoa, Chordata, Actinopteri, Perciformes, Anoplopomatidae. Gene Ontology annotation, cellular component: nucleus. Gene Ontology annotation, molecular function: DNA-binding transcription factor activity, RNA polymerase II-specific; protein dimerization activity; RNA polymerase II cis-regulatory region sequence-specific DNA binding.
CACAAAUACCCUCCGCCUGGUCGUUCAUUAGGGAUUCAACGACUCCAACAAAAAAAAAAAAAAAAAGUUGACAGCAUCUGUAAACAUGCAGGCUGAAUCGGGAAUAGUUCCCGACUUCGAUGUCGGAGAGGAGUUUCAAGAGGAACCCAAAACGUAUUACGAAUUGAAGAGUCAACCCUUGCAAAACAGCGGCCCGUCGGACCAGCACGGCUCCUCCAAGCCCCCGCUGAGCUCCUCGGCCAUGACAUCACGCAUCCUGUUGCGGCAGCAGCUUAUGCGGGAGCAGCUUCAGGAGCAGGAGCGCCGGGAGCAGCAGAGACAACAAGCCUCCCUGUACCCACAAACCACGGCGGCCCAGACCCCGGCCAUCAAUGUCAGUGUCCCAGUCGGUCUACCACCUGCUUCCCAGGUGCCAAUGGAGGUGCUCAAGGUCCAGACUCACCUGGAGAACCCGACCAAGUACCACAUCCAGCACUCCCAGCAGCAGCAGGUGAAGCGAUACCUGGGAAAGCUCGGCUCUCAGGUGUUGAGCUUGCCCUGCCACAACCAGUCCUCUGAUCACGGGGGCAUGCCGCCAGGGCCGGGCAACAGCGCCCCCAACAGCCCUAUGGCCUUACUGACCCUGAACUCGAACUGCGAGAAAGAGGUGACUGCUUGUGACUUGUGGUGUUUUUCCUCACAAAUGCAUACUGAAUAAAUGCCUUUUUUGUGACCUUUCGCUCAUUUAAUCAUCCUUUUCUCUAUGUCGUCUUGUUUUUUAAUGGAUGAUGUCAUUGAUGACAUUAUUAGUCUGGAGUCCAGUUACAGUGAUGAUAUCCUGGGCCUGAUGGACCCAGGACUUCAGAUGGCUAACACGAUCCCCGUGAAUGCUAACCUCAUGGACAUGUAUGGUAACCAGGGUAUGUCCCAGCAAGGUCUGCCCAUCAGCAACUCCUGCCCUGCCAACCUGCCCAACGUCAAAAGGGAAUACUCUGAAGUAAGAGCAAUGGCAAAGGAAAGGCAGAAGAAGGAUAACCAUAAUUUGAUUGAGAGAAGACGACGGUUUAACAUCAAUGAUCGAAUCAAGGAAUUGGGAACUUUAAUUCCCAAAUCGAAUGACCCGGACAUGCGUUGGAACAAAGGCACAAUCCUGAAGGCAUCGGUGGACUACAUCAGGAAACUACAGCGGGAGCAGCUGAGGGCCAAGGAGCUGGAGAGCCGCCAGAAGAAGCUUGAGCAUGCCAAUCGCCAUCUAAUGUUGAGGAUACAGGAGUUAGAGAUGCAGGCUCGGGCUCACGGCCUGGUCAUCACGUCUUCAGCUCUCUGCUCUUCUGAACUUGCGGCACGGUCCAUAAAGCAGGAGCACUCUCUAGAGGACUGUCGCCAGGACAUGUACACGCUCCUCCCCCAUCACCAACACCAACACCCGGCCUGCACUCCUGAACAGCCCGGCGCCCUGGAGCUAAACGAAGGCCACUCCAACUACCCAGAGGGUCACUACAACGUUCACGCCAAGCCGGGCUCCAAACUCAACGACAUCCUCAUGGAAGACAACCUAUCACCGGUGAGAGGGGGGGACCCGUUGCUCUCGUCCGUCUCCCCAGACACCUCAAAGGACAGCAGUCGCAAGAGCAGUGUAAGCAUGGAUGAGAAUGAUCAGGUCUGUUAGCACCCCCUACUGCAAGACACCCUGCCUGCAUCUCCAAUCGUCUCCACCCUGCUGCAAGUGUCCCUGUCAGCAGCUAACACACUCCUAGCUGCUGGAGAGGCUUUCUCAUUUGUUUUGUUGUGUUUUUUUUUUUUU